AUGACCGUGCCCAUCUGCGUACCUGAGUCGGCGCCGGCCGCCUCGCGCGGACUGCUCGGCACCCUGACGGAGGCAGCCAUCACGUUCGGUGGCCUGGUGGCCUCGCUCACGUGUGGAGCGCUCUCGGGCGCGCCCGCGGGCUGGCGCUGGUUGCUCGGUCCAGCCGCGCUGCCGGCCGCCCUGCAGCUGGUCGGGUUCGCCUUCAUGUCACAGACGCCGCGCCUCCUGAUCAGCCGAGGCCGGGACGCGCAAGCGCAUGACGUGCGGCACCGGAUCCGCGGCGGCGGGAAGCACGUGCAGGACGAGCACGAGGCGAUCAAGGCCGACCUCGACGCGCAGGAGCAGUUGUUCCAGCAGGUGUCGGGCGUCAACACGGUCAUCUACUACAGUGCCAACAUCACCACACUGGCCGCGCCUGCGACGUGCACCUGCACCUGCGUCUGUGGCUUCUGCUUCCGGAACCUGGCGGUCGGGCCGGCCAACGGCUCCUGCAUGCCGAUCGUCUCCUCCCACAACUCGUCGGAGGCGGCCGGCCGCUGCGCCGACACCGCCGCGUUGGGUGUGGGUGGGCUCACCUGGGCUCCCAACUGGCGCCCCACCUACGCCUGGCUGCCCAUCACUGGCAUGCUCCUCUACAUCACGCCGUUCUCGCCGGGCCUGGGCGCCAUGCCGUGGACCAUCACAGUAGAGAGCUUUCCGGUGUGGGCCCGCAGCACCUGCAUCUCCAUCACCACGGCCGUCAACUGGUCAUUCAACCUGCUUGUGUCGCUGACGUUCUUGCCGCUGGCGCACGCCCUCACGCACCAAGGCACGUUCUUCUACCUUUUCUUCGGGUGCACGGUGGGCGGCCUGGCCGUGUUUUUCGUGACGGUGCCGGAGACAGGGACUGUGCAACUGGAGGAGAUGCCCAUGCUCUUCUCGCAGCCCUGGGGUCUCCAUGAGCCUGGCCGGGAGCGAGCUCCCCAACAAGCCAAAGGACUGCUGUAA
This is a messenger RNA of Pollicipes pollicipes, 987 nucleotides long. RefSeq names its product proton myo-inositol cotransporter-like. The transcript is spliced from 3 exons. Gene Ontology annotation, biological process: myo-inositol transport; transmembrane transport. Gene Ontology annotation, cellular component: apical plasma membrane. Gene Ontology annotation, molecular function: myo-inositol:proton symporter activity. Lineage: Eukaryota; Metazoa; Arthropoda; Thecostraca; Pollicipedomorpha; Pollicipedidae. The record is from RefSeq and is a predicted model, not a curated record. The coding region runs from base 1 to 987 and encodes 328 amino acids.